Messenger RNA from Mollisia scopiformis, 2750 nucleotides. Its product is annotated as ADP-ribosylglycohydrolase. Lineage: Eukaryota; Fungi; Ascomycota; Leotiomycetes; Helotiales; Mollisiaceae. Bases 291 to 2450 code for a protein of 719 amino acids. The transcript has a single exon. The record is from RefSeq and is a predicted model, not a curated record.
CUACGUAUAGAUCUCGGAGCCCUUCAAGUUUUCCGCGAGAGAACAGCUGUUUGUCUGAUUCAAUACCGGAGGUAAAUCAAAAGUGGGAGAUAGAAUCGACAAGUGUCCCACCCCUGGCCAAGAGCCCUCAGACGAACAAUAGCUUCAUCAGACCAGAGGAACAGUCCCAACCCACGAUAGCAAGCAACAAUAUAGGUGCAAAUAAACUUCGCGAAUACAAAGUAUCUUAGCCGCCACGCGUGGAUGACUGCACAGCUUCCUUCAUAAGCAGACAUCACUUCUCUACCACAAUGACCGCCUCAUCUCUCCCAGCAGAUUACCUCGAAAGAGUCUAUGCUGGCGUCCUAGGCAAAUUAAUAGGGGUCUAUAUCGGACGACCGUUCGAAGGAUGGACACAUCAACGGAUCGUAAAGCAACUAGGUCACAUCCACCACUACGUCCACGAGAAAUUCGACGCACCACUCGUCGUGACCGACGAUGAUGUCUCCGGUACUUUCGUCUUCGUCCGAGCGCUGGAAGAACAUGGCCUCGAUCUCUCUUCUAAAGACAUUGGCAAGACGUGGCUCAAUAAUAUUAUUGAGAAGAAAUCGAUCUUGUGGUGGGGUGGAAAUGGAGUCUCAACUGAACAUACGGCAUUUCUUAAUUUGAAGCAUGGGAUUAAGGCACCAGCAAGUGGGUCCAUCAAAACAAAUGGCAAAGCCAUUGCCGAGCAGAUUGGAGCUCAGAUCUUCAUUGAUGGGUGGGCUAUGGUAGCUCCUGGUAAUCCAUCACUGGCAGCAAAGCUAGCUGAAGCAGCAGGAUCUGUGAGCCAUGAUGGAGAUUCCGUUCAUGCUGCAAAGUUAUGGGCGGCGAUGGAGGCAGAAGCCUUCGUAUCCAAAGACGUCGACCAUCUCUUGGAUGUAGGACUGAAAUAUGUCCCAGCUGGCUCCCUUCUCACCAAGUUGGUGGCUGAUAUCCGAGGCUGGGUAAAGACCGACCAGGACUGGGAGAAGACUCGGCAACGCAUCGAGGAUAGCUAUGGUUAUGACAAAUUCCCGGGAGUUUGUCACAUCAUACCGAAUCAUGGUAUUAUGAUCAUGGCACUCCUAUAUGCUGGUCAUGACUUCCAUAGCGCGAUGCAUGUCAUUAACACUUGUGGUUGGGAUACGGACUGUAACUCAGGUAACAUUGGAUGUUUGGUGGCGAUCAUGAAUGGAUUGUCUACCUUCGAAAAUGGACCUGACUGGCGUGGACCGUUGGCGGAUCGAGCCUUGAUAUCCAGUGCUGAUGGGGGAUACUCUAUCAACGAUGCAGCAAGGAUAACUUUCGAUUUGGUGAAUACUGGACGGAAGAUUGCGGGUGAGCAGCCUUUACCUGCGCCAAAGGACGGGGCACAAUUCCAUUUCUCUCUUCCUGGAAGCGUGCAAGGCUUUGUGGCAACCAGGUACGAGCUUUCGCCUAAUCGCGUCAAGAUUGAGCAAGUCACAGACGACCAGAAUCGCUCGGGUCUUGCAAUUCAUCUCAAUGGCUGGACCAAUCCAGCUGAACCUGUCGAAGUACUUACUCAAGUCUUCACACCGCCCGAGAUUGUGAAAAUGAAGACAUACGAUCUCAUGGCAUCACCGUUGAUCUCUCCCGGACAGACAGUAACCGCAGUGCUCUCCGCAGACACUUCGAACAGCGAAUCUGUCUCAGUAAAUCUGAGAUUGAAACAUUACAAUCCAGCAGAUACUUUAUCCAUCUUCGAUGGCCCCUCGACCACUCUCUCACCCGGCCAACAACAGACCCUGACCUGGAAAAUCCCCGACUCAUUCGACAGUCAACCAAUUCAAAAGGUCGGGCUAGCUCUCUCCUGCCCCAUAGGCCAUCUCACCGGGACCGUACGUCUCUACUCGCUCUCCUACAGCGGUUCACCACACAUGACACUCAAACGUCCUGCCGGCGCACAAUAUGACCCCUUCCAGCCCAACGGCGCCGACAAACCUUGCAGUUUCUGGAGACGAGUAUGGAUCGAUAGCCUGAGUACAUUCCACACCAAAUUCUUCACUUCAUCAUUCUUCCUAGCUCAGGAUCGAGGAGAGGGGAACCUGAUUACCGGGACAAGGGAUUGGAUCGAUUAUACGGUUUCGGUGCCGAGUUUUAAAAUCAAUCUUGGGAGUGCGGGGUUAUGUGUGAGGGUGCAGGGGCUGAAUAGAUAUUAUGCCCUUGUUUUUGGCUCCGGAAGGAAGACUGUAGCGUUGGUGAAGGCGAGGGACGAAUCUAGGAUUGAGUUAACAAACGCGAGUUAUGAGUGGGAAUUAGAUACUGCUUACCAUGUGACGGUGCGUGUUGAAGGCAGUAAGAUUGUUGGGUCUAUCGCAGGGAAGAAGGUUCUUGAGGCUGAUGAUAGCGAGUAUACUGGUGGUGGAAUUGGUGCGGUUAUUGUUGAUGGGAGUUUGGCUAUAGAUCAGUUCGAUAUUGCCCCUGUAUGAUUGGGAGAGGAUUCACAAAGAAGUAAGAAAGGGGGAGCAGAAAUUGCGGUUGACUAUAAAGUCAAGGCCAAGCAAGGCUUGAUCCGCUUACCGGUGGAAGAGAAAAUUGUUUGGGGGCAUGAAAAUCGUGAAUAGCCGAAUAGCACACACAACCUGCUCCCGUGUCUGAUUUCUGCUGUUGAUACAGAAUAUCAGCACCAACUUGCAGGCACAGCUGGAUCUUCCCCUUGUAUACUCCAUAUUGAAGACUUCUCCGGGCAUUGUAGACGUGGCAGACUGCCCGCAUAUGAAAGAAGAGGG